Messenger RNA from Drosophila eugracilis, 2842 nucleotides. It is a transcript of the gene Fbxl4, whose product is annotated as F-box/LRR-repeat protein 4. Gene Ontology annotation, cellular component: SCF ubiquitin ligase complex. Gene Ontology annotation, biological process: SCF-dependent proteasomal ubiquitin-dependent protein catabolic process. The coding region runs from base 596 to 2659 and encodes 687 amino acids. The transcript has 9 exons. Lineage: Eukaryota; Metazoa; Arthropoda; Insecta; Diptera; Drosophilidae. The record is from RefSeq and is a predicted model, not a curated record. Gene Ontology annotation, molecular function: protein binding.
UUGUCUUUUAAACAAGCCAAAAUUUCUUUUGUUUUGCCAGUGAAAUCACUAAAUAACCGCGAAACGUCAAAAGAUUUAUCAAAAGUACAGACACCCCCGCUUAGCUAUAGAGGUGGACAAAGGUCAGAGUUCAGCGGACAACGGAUAAAGCAAAAGCGUGGCGCGAAUAAAGCUGGAAACUAAAGAGGAUUCCGCAACUGACCAUUAAUUGGAUUAGCGUCACCACUAGCAUCGACGAAAAAGCGGGAGCAAGGGCCAUUAAGGUCUGGCACAGCAACGUGACCGAACCCAGGUGGUCCUAAUUCAAGGGCAACCCAGGGACAGGACAAGCUCAAGGACCAUAAUUAACCUUGGAAUUGAGGAGUCGACACCCACAGCCACAACAUUCAGAGGUACAUCAGCAACAGAAAUCCUUGGACACGACGAUACCGGCAAGCAGAAUCAGUGGCAUCGGCAACAUCAACGACUCUGGCUUGGUUAUGCCCAUCGCCUGCCCUGGUACGCGGGCCGGGAACUGGGACUCGGGCGCUGCCUGCAGUCCAUCGACACGCUGAGGCUUACAUACGGCCAACGCCCUCAGCAGCUGGCGCUGGCCAUGUCCUUGCUGGCAUACGGCGAACACGGGGAGUCCAGCGACACGGACAGUCCCGCAGAGGCGGACGCCUUUGUCGACUUUACGGCCAUGCUACGGCAAAGGCAGCGGGAAUACGGCUGGUUUGGUUGCGGUAGCAAGAUGCAGUCGGAGCAGUCCGACGAAGGCUACUACCUGGAGCAGUAUGUCCUAGGAGUUCUCGACUUCAGCUCGCAGUAUGGGAUCGAUUAUAGCAUCUCGUAUACGGCAGCAAAUGUGAUUGGCAGGCCAACCAAAUUCCCCGCCUACGGCGACUUUCCGGAGACUUUUCCCAUGGUGAGUCCGUUUGGCCCAUGCAGAACGACCCGUUUAGAGUUUCCCUUCAACUCUCGCCCGCAGCGCACCUACGGCGACUGGUGGCAGCGGGCUCCGUCGGCCACACGGGAGAUUCAGCCCCAGAAUCUGCCAAAGCUGGAGACACACGAUUAUAUUGUUGUGGACUUUGAGGAAUUUGUGGUGCCGACAGAAGUAGCCAUCUUUGAGACCUUCAAUCCAGGCGCAGUAGUUCGCAUUUGGGCUUAUGGUCUCACCAAACACUGGACAUGUCUGUGGGAGGCAACGGAAAGUGAUUUAGCACGACCAAAGUUGGAUUCGCGUCGCUUUGCUCCGGCUCUCAAGAAGACCACGAUGGUAACGAAAACGUUGCGCAUCGACUUUAAUCAUAGCCAACUGAACUACUACACGGAGAUCGAUGCCAUCAUGCUGUGCGGCCGGACGGUAUCCAAAACCCAAAACCUUUUAGUUAAGCAGCAUCAGCUAAAACAACAGUUGCAAAGCCGGACGCUGGUAUCACCGCAACCAGAAGCUGUCGGAACUCCUACUCCUUCCGAUGGCAAAGGCGGGUCCAUAAGCAAUAAGCUGCGCACGUUAAAAUUCCAGCCGAACUGCGGCGAAAAUGGUGCCACCAAGUUGCAUGAUUUUAUCAACAACGAUCUGAGCCAGUUCCUAAUGGACAAUCGUGUGGAGGGCGCGGAGAAGCCGUCACGAAUCUGCCUUACGGAUCUGCCAUUUGAAAUCCUUCUGCGCAUACUUAGCUACCUGGAUCUGAAGUCUUUGUUCCGUGUGGGCCAAGUAUCUCGCACCUUCUAUGACAUCUCCACACAUCCGCUUCUGUAUGCCGAGCUUAGUUUGAAGCCCUACUGGCAUGUGGCCAGUUCAGAGCUGCUGUGUACGCUGGCCCGUCGGGCCACCAUGUUGCGUAAGCUGGAUCUAUCAUGGUGCGGCGGUCUCGGUAAUGUCUCGCCCACCGAGUUCAAAAAAUUUCUGACCCAACGCGGCGAUAAUCUUACCCACCUGCGGCUGAACUCCUGCAAAUUCCUCAAUGCCAGCUGCAUUGAGAACGUGGGCAUAGUCUGUGAUAAUCUAAUAGAGUUGAGCCUGCGCAACUGCGCUACUGAUCCGCCGCUGCUAAAUUUCUCCUGUCUAGCCAAUCUCAAGAAUCUGGAGCGUCUUGAUCUCUUCCAGACGGCCUUUGAAACGGAAUUGCUGCUCAGCAUGCUCGAGGGCAACCGUAAACUGAAGCACCUGAAUCUUGCAUUCUGUGGUGUUUCGGUGAAUAUGGACAAUGUGGCCGCCCAUUUGGCCACGUAUAAUACGCAGCUGAUAUCUUUGGACUUGUGGAAGGCGCACUUCCUCUCAGCCAGAGGCCUACAGUCGCUGGCUCGCUUGCAUCAGUUGGAGGAGCUCGAUUUGGGCUGGUGCCUGAGGGAGGCAUCGCUAGGAGAUGGCCUGUUCCAGCUGCUGACCAAUUGUCCGAAAUUGAAGAAACUGUUCUUGUCAGCGGUGCGAGGAACCACCGAACGCGAUCUCAUGCAUAUUGCCGCCUUGGGCAAGAAUUUGGAGCAACUGGAUCUCAUGGGCAUUCUGAACAUAACACAUGAGCGGAUUUAUGACAUUCUGGUUCACUGUCCCAAGCUUCAACUGCUUGACCUGAGUUUUUGCGAUAACAUCGUGGAUCGGGAUUACGAUCUGUUGUCGGAAUGGUCACGUUUAUUUAUCGUGGACAUCAAGAUUAGUCGGCAUCACUAGCCCGGAAAUGGGGACAAUGGAGUCCAGUCCUGAUAGCUAAUAUCCUUAGUACCAUGAUAAGUGUACUUUUAGAUUCUAUAUAUGUCACUCUCUAUCUGUUUUUAGUAAAAUGUUAUCUACGUACUGUUAAAACUAUGGAAAAUUUGAUAUUAAACAAAGUGAUUUUUUAAUCACUUAACUUAA